Messenger RNA from Paramecium octaurelia, 5026 nucleotides. The record is from the annotation of a GenBank genome assembly. Lineage: Eukaryota; Ciliophora; Oligohymenophorea; Peniculida; Parameciidae.
AUGAGUUUCAUGGAUGAUGCUAUGGAAGUCGAAUAGAAUGAUGUUAAGGUUCAAGAGAUUCAUCAACAGAAUAGAUUCCUGCAUUCUAAGAGAAUGAUUAUAGUGGAUGAGAAAUGCUAAGCAAUCGUUCCUGAUAAGCCAGAGAAGACUUUGGAAAAAUUCAUCAAGCAUGUAAAUUUGAAUUAUUAUGUUAAGAGAUAAAGUUUGAUAUUUCAGACAGAAAAAAUUGAGAAGCUUUAGAACAUUGAUGAUUAUCUACUAUUUGCAUAAUCUUUAAUUUUGAGCUAAGUCGAUGAAUAAACGGCGGAGGAUCCGAAAAAGAAAAGCAAAGGAUUUAGUGGUGAUGGAUUGAUUUUGAGUGGGUUGUCAAUCACUUAAGAAUAAGUUAAUGAAAGAGCUUUAAUGUUUUUAAAGUCGAUGGACUAUAAUAUAAUAAAAGCAAAGUUUUAUUUGUUAUUCCCAAGUUUGUUGGUUUAUAAUCAAUAUAAACAUAGACAUGCAUUGUAAUUCAGCAAUGAAUACAUGAAUGAAAAAAUUGAAUUGUACAUUAGCAAAUUGAAUGAAGAUAAAAUGAUGCAACAAAACAAGUGGAAAUAGGAUCUUAUGGAUAUGAUAAAUAGCAAAUAAAAGGUGCAUUUGGCUCAACUUUAAACAUUGCUAGAACAAGGAUAGUAAUUAAAAUAUGAAGUUCCUGAAUCAAUAAAAUAAAUUCAUUCAACAUCAAUACAAAUAUAAAAAUAAAUAAAUAAAUUAUUAAAGGAAAAAUAAACUUUGGAAAAAUUGCGUCAGCAUUUAGAAAAAUUUGAGGAAUAGAUACCAAUUAUCACUCCAGAAAUAUCAUAGUUAAGAGAACAAGUGUAGAAAUCUGAAACUUUUUAUUAAAAACUUUUGAAGCUUCCUAUACCUGUUGAAGAUAGUGAUAAUUAUGAUGAGAUAUUCGAAAAUCUCAUCUCCAAUUCUCAGUCUCAAAAAGUUCAAUUGAAAAUUCUUGCAAACUAUAAUCAAGAAUACAAACUACUUCCAAUUGAAAUAAAAGCAUUCGAAUCAUUACACAAACGAUUAUACGAAUUUGUAUUGGAUUUAGUUGAAAAGAUUAGUAAAUUUACUAAGAUUUAAUAAACUAAAACUAGAUUAGGAUAAUAUAUCUCCAAUCAAGGAGAAAAAACUGAAAAAAUGACAUUGUCCUAAGCAGGAAUAUUUAAUCAUUAGAUAUUAAAAUUAAUAGUGACUUGUGAUGAUUUUGAUUAUUUUAAUGAAUUAUAUUAAUAAGCUUUGGAAUUGAAUGAAAAAGUUAAAUAAUAAAUAGAUGAUCCUGAAAUGUAAUAAAAAUUACUAGGUGAAGUGUUAGAUUGUCCAUUCUAUUUAGAUGUUCAAGAAAGAUUAUAAAGUAUGAUAGAUUAUUCAUAAAUAUUGGAUUCUAUUAAAUUAAAGAUGUCUGAAAGGUAACAUUAAGUUGCAAAUCAAUAAAUUUAAAUGUUAUUAAGUAGAGGAAUAAUCAACGAUGAAUUGAAACUCCUUUAAACUCAAACAUUAAGGGUCUUAGAAUGGAAUUAAUUAGCAGAUGAAAUUAUAUCUUAUCAUUAAAACAUUUCACUUAUUGAUGUAUAUGAUGAAAAUUUUGAAUUGUAAUAAUAUCCUAAUACUCUUCUUAAUCCAACAUCAGAUAUUAUCAAUUAACUAGAUCCAGAUAAAGUUUAAGAAAUUGAAUCUAUAUCUGAGAGAAUUUAAAUAUGGAAAGAGUAAUUAACUUCAUUAAUUGAUUGUAAGCAGGUAUAAUAAACCAGAAAAAACAACUAAAAUAAAACAUUUUAUAAGUUGUGGGAACUCUUUAAGGAAGGAUUAAGAUACAGAUAGGAAUUAACUUUAAUGACAAAGGUUAGAGACAUCAUCAUAUAGAUUUUAGAUUGGCAUGCUUAAGUCUAUAUGAUUAAAUAAACUUUAAGAGUUAAUGAUGAUUCAAGUUAGUAAAUUGAUGGAAUAGACACUAUAUGUAGAGUAUAUAUUUAAAGGAAUGGUAAUUAACAUACCUAGGACCAAAUCGACAAAUUGCAAAAGUUUCAAUCACCUUUUCUAAGUGGAUCGAAGGAUCUUUAGAUUAUAUAGGCUUUAAUAUAACAUACUGAAAAAUGGAAAAAAGAUGCAAAAGAUGCUAUUCAAACUCAAAACUAAGAAUAGAUAAAGUCUUUAUUAGAUGAGUCUUUGAAAUUGCCAGUUGAUGAAUUAUUGGUCAAAGAACUAUAGAGUUUACAUGCAUCUCAUUAAAAAGUGAAUUGGAUUUUAUCAACUAUUGCUACUUCUGAUCCAUUAUUUGAUUCAAUUUUGUCAGCCCUAAAGAAUGAUGAGUCAGUUAAAUAAUUGAAAGAUGAAAUGUUGACGAUUUUUGCUGAUAAUCCUUAAAAUAAAAAAAAGAAGGAAGGCAUGAAAUUGUCAAAAAUGGCUUAAAAUUUCUUUUUGAAUUUUCAAAAUACAAUUAAUAGCUAUUUAGCAUUAUUGACUCAAUUAGAUGAAAAUAAAUUAAAGAAAUUAUAGCCUAUACGAAUUUAAAGAUUGAAAGAAUACUAAAGAGAAGUUUAAAAUGAUGACUUUAAUAAAUAGAUAGAAGAUUGGAUUUAAUAGUAUCAAUAAUGGUAGAUGCAGAUAACCAAUUUAAAUGAUUAGCAACAAUAAAAGAAAAAGAAAAAGGGAAAAGAUUCAGAAUCUCAACCUGAAACCUAUUCCUUAACGGGCGAUUUACUUUAUUAUUUCAAAGUUCCUGAAUUGCUUUGUCUUGUUCUUUAAGGAAUUGAGAAAAACUAUAUCAGUUAGGAAUUAAUAAGUUCAAUUGAGAAAUUGGUUAUCAUAAAUAGAUAAGCUUAAAUAGCUCUAUCUGUAUUGAGUGUAAAAGAAGUAUCGUAUUACUCUGAAGUCUUUAUGCCAUAAUUUUACGUUAUGGCCAAAAAGUUCAGAGUAAUUAAUAAUUGGAUGCAAAUGGCGUCAGAUAUGAUAAAUGAUAUCCCAAGAUUAAAGAAUAUCAUUAUGAUAUAAAAACUAAAGCCAUUUCUUGAAUAUUUAGAGUAGUUGCAACCUUAAGAAUUUAAAAUGUCCAAAUCUGCCCAAUAACAAUAAUAACAACAAUAACAAUAAUUAUAAUAACAAUAAACUAACUAGCUCUUUAAUUAGUAAUAAAACUAAAUCUCAUAAACCUAAUCUAACAUUAAAAAGAAAGCACAAAAGUCUAUAAAUAAGUUAAAAAAUAAAUCUUAAGAAGAAUCAUAACCUACUUAUGAUCAAGAAAGUCAAUCAUUAAAACAUUCUAAAAGGGUAAAAUAAGUCUCCAAGUUAAUGAGAGAUGAUAACAUUGCAUUUUAUGAUGCCAAUGUUCCAUUAGGAAAAGCCUUUAGAUCUUCACCCAAUGAAUGUAUCAAUUCUGAUCCUGUUAUGUAAGCAUUAAAAAAGCCAAUCAUAUAAAAAAGAGGCUAUAAGAAGGGGUUCAAUAGGAAGGCAUCUCCUAAUUUGGAGGUGGAAUGCAAUAGUUCUAAUUUUUUGGAUUAAGUAAAAAACUCAUCUUAGGAACUAUUGAAUCUUUACAGUUAAGAUGAGAUUUAUUGCACAUGUAGAUAAGGAGGGGAAUCAGCUAUAACAGAAUUCUAAAUCUUAAAAAGUCUACAUGAAAAAAAUGUUGAGCAAUUCUUCAAUUAUCAUACGAAAUUACAAUAGCAAGUUAAAUUUAUGAUAUUUUGUGACAACUGUGAAGAGUGGUAUCAUUAUGAAUGUAUGGGCAUUAAGAAAUAGAGAGAAUAGAAUUAAGAUAAAUACAAUUGCAGAAGUAAUUUUAAUAUAUCAUAUUAGUUUGCCUUAAGAAAAACAAUAUCCCAUUUUUAAUCCUUAAUGAGAAUCUGUGGGAUUAAUACAUUGAUUUAGGAAGUGAUCUAUAUGAAGAUUAUUAAAAACAUAAAUUACAAUUUGAAAAAAAUAUACUUCCUAAUUCAGGAGAAUACAUUUAUGGUCAAUUUUUAUUGCCAACGAUGGAAGAGUUUAAGGAGUUUGUUAGAAUUGGCUAAAAAUUACCUGCUUAAUUGGUUGAACUAGAAUUGCUUGAAUUAUUGGAAUAGAGAGUUGAUGAAUGGAGAAUAAGAUAUGAAGACCAUAAAAAUCUUGAUCUUCCUCAAUUGAUUGCUUUCUAUUCUGAAAGUGAAUGGUUACCAAUUCAAUUACCAUAAUCAAAAAAUUUAUUAUCUCUUAUAAGUCAAAGAGAAUUUUUGAAUACUGCAAAUGAAUUGCUCCAAAGCAAAGCUACAUUCAAGACAAAAUAACUAAAAAAAUAACAAUAGGAGAAAACAGAACAAUUAUAUUUGUAUAUCAAAGACAAAUAUCCAGAGUAACUCUCGGAAAUUGAUCAUUAGAUUGUAAAGACUAUUCAAAUGUUAAGAGUUUAAGCUGAACUUAAUAACUAACUAUAGCAACAAUUAAGAUAGUAAUUAACUUUUGAAUAAUAUGAACAAUUGGCAAACUAAUUUGAAAAAGAAGUUAAACAUCAUAUACUACAAACUGAUAUCAAGUUUUCACUUCCAAAAUUAAAUGAAUUGCGAUAACAAAUUACUAAACUUCAUUAAUGGAAUGCGGAAAUUUUAGCUAUUUUCAAAGAUAUUGACGAUAUUUAUACAUCAAAUGUAUAUUUUUUUCUUUAUUCUUAAGUUAAAUUCUUAGUAUUAAGAUACUAAACCCAAUUUAUCAGAGAUACAAGUAAAACUAAAAGAGUACGAAAUGAUUUCAAUUAAAGUUCCCAACUAAUGUCAUGAGUUUGUAAAAGCACUUUAAGCUAAAGCAGAGGAGUUAAUAUAUAAUAUUGAAUAAAACUUAUCAUAAUUAUCUUAAGACGAAUAGUUUGAAUUAGUUAAAACUGUGUAUUUAUUAAAGUGCAGAAUACCUCAAUUUAAGGAAUUGCUAUUAAACAAGUACUACUUUUCUCAAUUUUUAUAGGAUUCACAAAGAUGUACAAAUGAGAGUUGUUUAAUGGUUGCCUCCACAAAAACCUGGACUUUAUUGA